Molecule: messenger RNA, 1761 nt
Organism: Henningerozyma blattae CBS 6284
Lineage: Eukaryota; Fungi; Ascomycota; Saccharomycetes; Saccharomycetales; Saccharomycetaceae
Gene: JJJ2
Product: Jjj2p
Exons: 1
Coding region: 1-1761 (586 amino acids)
Biological process (GO): cellular response to misfolded protein
Cellular component (GO): endoplasmic reticulum membrane
Molecular function (GO): Hsp70 protein binding
Source: RefSeq, a predicted model, not a curated record
AUGACUGUGACAGAUGGGGUUCCAAAUAUUGAUGAAACCACCUAUUAUUCGGUUCUGGGCUUAACGUCCAAAGCCUCAGUUUCUGAGAUUAGAAAAUCUUACAUGAAAUUAGCCAAAUCAUUACAUCCAGAUAAAUCUAAAUCGAAUGCAUCCGAAGAAUUAUUUAAAAUUGUUUCCAAUGCACACUCCAUUCUGAUAGAUCCUGAAUUGAAACUUGAUUACGAUAAUACCUUAUUAAGAACAGGCCUAUACACUUAUAAACCAUCUGUAAGCACACAAUCUUCAAAACCGAACAAUACUUCAUCAAAUAAAACACAGAACUCAUCGCCUUAUCAUACGUCAAACUCGCCUACAAAAUCACAUACAAAAUACUCCACAAAUAAUCAAUAUUUUUCAUCAUAUAAUACUAAAAUACAUACGGAGCAUUAUAACAAGCAUAAUCCACAUUCCUAUAAGAAACAUACUAAACCAGUCGAUAUUCCAAAUUAUAAUUCUAAAAGAAAAGCUCAACCAUAUGAAAAGCAGCCUUAUGGAUUCGGUACUACUUCAAAUAUUAAACCUCAAUCCAAAACACAUGAUAAACCUCGACCAAAAGCACAUGAUAAACCUUCUCAAACUAAUAGUUAUUCUACACAUUCUAAACCAGCAUUUAAUUUAAAAUCCUAUGAAACGAGAAAUAAAACAAGUAUCCCAACUAAGAAAAUGGAAAAGGAAUCUAAUAAUAAGAACGAUAUACUAAAUGUUAAUGGAAAGAAAAGUACAAAAGAUUUCUUAAAUGAGACAUUAAACAAUUCGCAUUCAUCACAGCCUAAUGUCACGGAACCUACAAAUAGAACAAGACCAUUUCUUGAGGAAAUUGAAGAUGAAGCAAUUACAUCAAUGAAAUUUAAAAAUCCCAAAGUUACUUCUACUGAGAACAAGAAUAAUGCUGUUAAAUUAAACCUAAAUGGAUUUUCAAGUCAGAGAUCACGUCAUUAUGCAAGAACAAAAUCUGAUAAUUAUAAUUAUAAAAAUACUAGGAAAUCCAAAUCACCUACCAGGAUUAAAUCCACAGAAAUUACCGGGAAUUGGGAUAACUUAAAGGAAAUUCUGGAAAAAUUAAAUAAAGAGACUAGUAGUAUUAAUAAAACAGAUCAAAACUCUCAUUCAGAAUUAAAUUUUCGAAGUGGACUUUCAGACUUUCAACAAAUCCAGAAUUCUUUACCUUCCUCAGAUGAUCAAGAUAAAUCGUUUAAUAUGAACGAAAUGUUUGAUUUACUUGUAGAUGAACUACCAGGCCCUAAGAGACAGAAAAUAUUUAGCGGACUCUCCAAUAAUGAAGAAUCUGAUUCAGAAGUGUUACUUUCCAACCCAAUAAAUCGCACAUUACCACAUGCUUAUAAACCCGAAUUCAUACCAUUAGAACAAUACAAUAUCGACUUGGAUUUAGUCGACAUACCGAUACCCCAUCCUCCUACUGCUUUCAAUUUAGAUACAAGUAGCAUUACAAAUAUUGAAAAUUAUAAGAAACAAGUCAUUGAAUUUCAUGAAACUUGCAAUGCAUUAAAAACUGAAAUUCUUAAACGACAAUUAUUAAGAAUUAAUAGCGAAGAUUUUCUUCUUGAAAGAUUAGUUAGAAUAGAAAAUUGUGAGAAUUGGAUAUCUUCUCAAAAUUAUGAUUUACAUCUACUAGCUAAGUUAACUGAAAUUCAAAACGUACAAAACGUAGUUUCCAUUGAAUUUAAUAAUUUAAUGAAAAACCUGUCUGGCUUGACCAAUUAA